GUCAAAGGAGACGUUCCGCUCGGUCCCUUGUCCGAUCCCCUCGUCGCCCUCACUUCGUUCCCGGUUCUAAUCCCUUGUUUCAUUGUACUUCUCGCUUGUCUAUCGACGAACACUAUCGGCAGCUAUAUGCGCUAUCAAUCAUACCCUUCAAUAAUCUAGACGACAACCACGACAUGCCAUGGACACCCUAUUCAACCGUACACGGAGCAAGGCGUCCUCGCGAGCGUCGAGACCUCAGCUAGAUCUAGAUUCCUUUGGCGCAUCCGACUCAGAUCUACGAGCGCUGCCUUACGAUAGGACGACGCUCACACGCCCACCGCCAUUUUCCGGAGCUCAGCCUGCAAGACAGAAUGGCCAGAAUGGCCAGAACUUGCUCAUCAGUGCUCCAAAUACCAAUCCUGGCUUGACCAUGAAUGGUACCGACCUUAAUAUCAACGCGUAUCGUGACAGGCAGAAAGAGCGGGCAGCUCAACGCGACCAGAGAAGAGACAAUGCCUCGAACGAAUCUGUGUUGUACAGUCUGGAUGAAGAGUCCUCGUCGUUGCAAUCUUACUCCCGGGCAUCGGGAACUCAGACGUCAUUGCCCAUAUUUUCACCUGCCUCUCCUGCAGCUAGCACGCCACAACUCCCGCCUAUUUCGGCUCAGAGCGACUUUAACCCUUCUUUCCCGCCUUCCUCAGCGUCAACAGCGCGGGACGGGAGAUUUACUCCACGCCUGUCCACCUCAACCGUGAACACCCUUGCCUCCGACCGCUCAUCUCGCAUGCCCGCACCAAGUACGUACUCAGCAUCGGAGAGCAAUACAUCUUUCUCCCGUUCGCGAGGCGCACCAUCCAUGAUGUCCCUCCCCCAGACGCCACCAGUCUCAUCAACCGCAUUUUACUUUCCCCGACCUUCACCCAAGACGUUACAAGUAAUGUUUGAACCACUCGCUGAGGCGCGCGACAUACCCCAUGUGGAGAUGCUGAACGACGACCAGAAGUAUCAGUUGAUUAUGAGCGACGCGCGUCAGAAGUGGGAAGCAGCAAAGCACCGGUCGACACGGAUUGAACCAAGCAGCACUUUUACAGGAAAUGCGGGCAUUUCCGGAGUGGGCAGCAUGGGAGGUGUUGAUGGGAAGGAUGCACCUGAGUACUAUCUCAAGAGGAUGAUUGACGGGAAGGCGAAUGUGAAGGAUUUGACCAGCCUGGGUGUAAGUCUGCGGACGAGCACGGUGGAUUGGGUGGACACCUUCGUUAGAGCACAGGGUAUGCCUGCUCUGUGCAAGGUUUUGACCAGCAUACAUGUGAAGAAUAACCCACGGCCUGAGGAUCAUCUCCUAGAACUGGAGAUUUUGAAGUGCUUCAAAACACUUUUGAAUCGUCACGGAACUCUUGAAACAGCCGUUCCCCGCCGUGGCACAAUCUUCACGCCUCUCAUAUCGUCUGUGUGCUCUCCUCACCUCCCGUCACGCAAGAUGGCUACCGAACUCCUCGCCUUCUUCAUCGAAUAUAAGGACGUUGAUGCGUGGAAAGUGGUCGUCCCCGCACUUGAUAACAUCGAAAUAAGCCCUUUGCAGGCAUCGAAGGAGACACAGUCCGGCGAUGCAGGUCUUGAGGGACGAUUUGGGAGAUGGUUUAGGACCGUGGAGAAUACCCUCGAGGGGCGUGGAAGAAUGGGAACAAUGGUUGGUGCGACGGAGGAGGUUCGAAGAGGUGCUGGGAUGGAUCCUGCGCUGAAUGAUUACGCUCAAAUGACGUUCAUCUCAAUCGAGGGACUCAUCCGCAAGCAGCCAAGUGCUGAUACUCGCAUUAAUCUCCGUUCGCAAAUGGAGCUUGCUGGCCUUCGUCGUCUGCUGGAACUCUUUGAGCGGAUGGCAGCGGAAAAUGGCGCAAACUCUUCUACCUGGUCGAAGCUGCGCAAUCGCCUGAAGAACUUCAACGACCUCUGGGAGACCGACGAGCGGGCCGUGAUGGAAGAAUACGAUCGCACGGUGAUGAAGGACAUGCAGCAACCUGAGGACGUCUUCAAAGGUAUAUUGCUUAAACUUGGAGACACAAAGAGCCGAGAAUACUUCGAACUCCUCAUGAAAAACCUGCUCCUACUGAGGCGUGAAGGCGAAGACCGCGACAAAUGCUUCCAGAUCUUCGCUGAAUUCAUUGCUUCAUUUGUUCUGGAGGGCAGGCAGCCUGGAGGCGAAAUGUCAUUCGGGGACCGCUUCGGCGCUAGUGUUACACAGUUGAUUGCCAGAUUUGGUGACCAGGAAAGAUUGCAGAAGGCCGAAGAAGGGGAAAGAUUCUGGCGGAAGAAGGCAGGGGAGGAGGAGGCCAAAGGGAAAGCACUCGAAGCAGAGCUGGAGAUGGGUGAUGCUGGGCUGGUGGGUAGGCUGAAAGCCGACCUGAAGGACAUGGAACAAAAGCUAGAGAAGAGCCGCGCACUCACGGCUGCGCUUCAGCAGCGGAUGGAUAUCAUGGCCGAAGAGCACCGGAGAUUAGUUGCGAGCCUUGAGAGGGACAUCAGGGAGCUGUUCCGUAUGUUGCGGGAGGCUAGGGGGGGUAGCUUGGAUACUGUGCUGGAGGAGGCCAAGAGUGCGAGACGGCAGGAACUCGUGGAACGUGUCGCUGCUCAAAUGCAACGGGACGAUACGAUCGAGAUACUCGAGGGACGACGGGGCAAGAAGAAGCGAGCGAGCAAGGCAGUGGUAGGCUCCGUGGAUGAAAGCGAGAGUGGAGAGGAACCGGAGAGAGUAGGUGCCGCGAGAAGGCGGGAGCAGGCUAAGAAAGGCAAGAGGCCCAGUUGGGCUGUGCAUAGCAGAGGCCUUAGCCUCGGCGGACGUACAAGUCAGUUCAUGGAUGCAGACGAGGAACGAGGAAUGCUGGAAGAGCAGAUGCUUGACGAGGAUGCAAGGAGACGAGAUCCUGACGCCACACUGAGGCGGGCUGCUGCUCAGCGGCAUACCCGUGUUCAGGGUGCAAGCGAGGGCGAGCAAUUAGAUUCUCCUUUCACUCCUCAGACGCUUCUCCCGCCCUGUCGUCUGCGCAAUGGUGGCGCGGUCUCUUUUGACGGCGAUGACAGUGAGCUUGGAACCAUACGCGAGAGCGAAACGGACCUGUCUAGGAUUUCUGGCGACACACAGCCAACGUCCUUGGGGUCAUUCUCGCUUGAUGCAUCGGCAACAGAUUCGAAAGACGGUAAAAGUCUUCGCCUUCUUCGAGUCAAAAACACUGCGGUUCGGGGAAAUUCAUUCUCUGAGCAGCUCGCAAACAGGUUGGCAAGCAUGGGUAAGGACCCAGAUGACGGCAGCAGUCCUGCAGAGGGACCCAGUAGCGCUGUCGUUGGACCUAACCAGGGCGAACCCCCACAAGCGCAGUCUCCGCCCCCUCCACCGCCGCCACCGCCCCCGCCUGGUGGCCGGGGAAGCCCAAUUCCUCCUCCGCCACCUCCUGGAGUGCCUAUGACCUCUGCUUUGCAGGCUGCAAUCGCCUCUCGCGCUACAUCUUCCCGGGAUACCCCUGGUAGCACGGAUCCUUCUUCGCCGACAAUGCCAUCACCUCCGCCCCCGCCCAAUCCCUCUCGUGCUUCCGGCUUAAAUGCACAUAUCAUUCAUUUGUCCGGCGCUCUCACUCGCAAGGAUAUACCGAUUUCGUCUACAACCAGGAUGAAACAACUUCAGUGGGACAAAUUGCCCCAGCAAGUAGUAUCGAAGACAUUGUGGGGCAGUGCCCCACAGAGGGAGGCUGAGAGAGAAAAAGAGUGGGUGGAAAAGCUCCUGGAAGAUGGCGUAUGGAAAGAAAUGGAAGAAGAUUUUAAGGCAAAGCAAUUGGUGAUCAAUUUGAUGGCCAAGCAAAAGCGAGCUGAGCUGAAGAGUGUGUUGGAUACUCAGACGAAGAAGGCAGUUGAAAUCAUGAUUCAACGUGUGAAAACGCUCGCGCCGGAAGAAAUCGCCCUCAAAAUCUUGCAGUAUGACCAGGAUCUUUGUACCGAAACCUUCUUGGGCGAACUCAAACGCGUGUUGCCCUCACCUGAGCAAGUAGGAAAACUGAACGUGUACCGGAAUUCAAAUCCUGAAGAGCUGGCGGAGCUACAUCCUGCAGAUCGAUUGAUGGUGCAACUGAUCAAAAUUGAUCGUUUAGCGCCACGCAUAGAAGGGAUGCUUUAUCAAUCGAGGUUCGAGGAACGUUUCACUCUGAUCGAGGACGGCGCUACGAAACUCCACGAUGCUGGAGAGUCUCUGCAGAGAGCAGCGAAAUUCAAGGAGCUUCUCAGUCUCAUUCUUCUCAUUGGCAACUACAUGAACGGAACGGGUAUCAAGGGUGGUGCAUACGGUUUCCGUGUCAGUAGCAUCAACAAGCUUGUGGACACUAAAUCAGUCAACAGCACCACCUUGCUGCAUUUCCUGGAGAAAACAGUGUCACGUCACUUCCCUGAUAUGGAGGAAUUCCUGGACGAGCUGGCCAAACCAGCUGAUGCUUACAGGGUUAAUUUGCAAGAUAUCCGUAAAGGGUUAGGCGAGCUCCGUGAAGGUCUGACAGCCAUUCGACAAGAGCUUACAGAAUUCUUCUCUGAUGUCGACGCCCUCCCUCCGGAGGAUCGUUGGGCAAAGAAAAUGUGGCGAUUUGUUGGCGAGGCGGGCGCUCGUCUUGCCGACCUAGUUGAUGAUGUUACAUUGGCUGACACCACUCUUACGGAAGUUCUGAGAUUUUAUGGUGAAGAUGAAAAGAACAUGACUUCGUACGAAUUCUAUGGCAUUUUCAAAACAUUUGUAACCUCCUACAAGAAAUGCAAAGCGGAAAACCAGGCAACGGAAGCUGACCGGGCAGCUUUGGAGCGUCGCAAACUUGCUGUACAGCAAGCUCGACAAGCGCGCCAACAAGCGAAUGAAGCCAUCGAAGAUGAAUCAGCAGACACCACAGUGCUAGACAGCUUAUUGGAGAAGUUGCGGAACGGCGACACGAUCAGUCGCAAGUCUCGGCGCCGUCAACAAAGCGACCAGAAGCAGUAUGAUCCACCCUUAUCACCCACGUUCGAAGGUGCAUCCGACGGAGAUGCAGUCGAAUUGGCAAGUAAUAUGCUUGCGCAGUUGAAACAGGACGGCUUUACACCGUCUACUCCCAUUUCGGCCCGCCCCGAGCGCGCCUCUCGUCGAUCCCGGUUGAGGACGAAAACGAACAGUACAAAUGGAUCCAUAGAUGCAGGUUAUGCUGGCUUGCUUGAGACAGCUAUGAGUGGUCUGAGCGACUCCAGGCCGAACUCUCGCAUGCAAACACUGUCGGAGGACGGCGACUAUGGCCUGUUUUCUGAUGAAGAAUCAACGAGAGCCGCAGUACGAGGUUUCAUGAGUGAUGCCGACUAGGGGCUGUUAUAUGUCUCAUUAUUCCUUUCUGAUUGAUGUUCUAGAACAUUGUAUGGUAAUCACGAUUCAUCCUUUUUUUCAUUGCUGUCUUCGGAAUUCCUUGCAUGUUCUCUAUACCCACACAUGUUCGCAUACUCAAGGUUUUUUUUUCAAUUCACGCUGUUCACGACACUAUAUUAUUGAAGU
Molecule: messenger RNA, 5518 nt
Organism: Dacryopinax primogenitus
Lineage: Eukaryota; Fungi; Basidiomycota; Dacrymycetes; Dacrymycetales; Dacrymycetaceae
Exons: 11
Coding region: 179-5332 (1717 amino acids)
Biological process (GO): actin filament bundle assembly; mitotic actomyosin contractile ring assembly; barbed-end actin filament capping
Cellular component (GO): mating projection tip; cell division site
Molecular function (GO): actin binding; small GTPase binding
Source: RefSeq, a predicted model, not a curated record